Messenger RNA from Xenopus laevis (African clawed frog), 2787 nucleotides. RefSeq names its product RAB15 effector protein S homeolog (gene rep15.S). Gene Ontology annotation, cellular component: recycling endosome; endosome membrane. The transcript has a single exon. Lineage: Eukaryota; Metazoa; Chordata; Amphibia; Anura; Pipidae. The record is from RefSeq and is a predicted model, not a curated record. The coding region runs from base 633 to 1541 and encodes 302 amino acids. Gene Ontology annotation, biological process: receptor recycling; transferrin transport.
AUGAUAAGGAUAUUAGAAGUCACUGAGGGGUUGUUCUGUGACCAUAUAAGUGGCAGAAAUGACAUCACUAAGCAGUGAUUAUAGGGAUAUAAAUGACAGGAGAAUUAUCUAUACUAUAUAUAGAAUAAUGAGGUCGGUAAAGUCCAUAAUCCCCAGCGACAUACACUCACGUGAGACUAAACACUUGCCCUUUACUCCAGUGACAUAAGCAGGUGAAACUCUAAUCCGCAGGUAAUGAUGAUAUUUGUGCGACUCUGUUUAACCCAGCGAUGCACAACCUGUGUUCUACUUACUGCCCAGCUCUCUCUGCUGCUGCUAAGGCUUCUGGGAACUGUAGUUUGACAGCAGUGGAUAAAUGGGCGCUGUGGGCAGUAGGUAACCCCCCUCCCGGCUUCCACUCUGCUGUUUAUUUUGUGGGACAGACCCAUUUUAUUUUACAGAUUAAAGGGCACAAGCCUUCAACACAUUCUGUAUAAUAUUCACCCCCCCUCCCCCGUGUAUCAGAUCCAAUUAACCAUCUGAUUCAGGUGGAACCAGCUCUGCAUUAUUAUUUUAUUUCUAGAUACAAUGGACAAUCUAUAGAACUGUUCGGUUGCUAGGGACAGUGGCCCUAGCAACAUGUUUUUUGAGAAAUGCCGAGGCCGUUUCUGGGAUUUGCAUUUGCUGAGAGAGUGAAAGCCGUCGUUCCAGUUUAUGAGCAGACACACCUACUGGGCCGGUGGGAGCGGAGCCAAGGGACAGCUCAUUGUUUGGGCUUCUCUAUAAGAACUCAGUCUCCUGUUCCUCUCUAUGAACCCAGGACACCCAUCGAUAACACUGGCAAAAUGGGCCAGAACAUUUCAGUUCCGGAGAAGAGCGACCAACAGCCGGACAAGUCGGACAUUGUCUGUGAGAUAUUCAGCCAGGCCAUCGUUCACGCCUCCCAAAAACUAAAGGAGUAUCUCGGUUUUGAAGACCCGUUUGGGUCGUUUCGUCCCUGCACCGACACCUUGAACGAACUCUUUGUGGUGAACUUCAUCAACUUCUGUUUGGAGAAGGGCGUCGAGGAGAGAAUCGCCACCAACAAAAUGACAAAGCAGCAGUCCGCCUUGUUCGGCAUUGACUGGAUCUGGACCCUGUCUGGUUCUGAUAAGGUGGUGAAACUUCAGAUCGCUGUGCAAGCCUUCCAGAUAUCAGAGCUGGACAUCAAGGAAUCCAAUAUCCAAGGCAAGGCCACCAACGAGAUCCCACCACCCAUUGGUUCCACCAAGGACAAGAGUAGGUUUGAGAAGCUGGAAGAGUUCUGCCGCCUGGUGGGGUCCGACUGUCUAGGGUUAUUCAUGGUUUAUGGACUCCCGGGGAAGCCCAAGGAUAUCCGAGGGGUCCUUCUGGACAGUGUGAAACGGGACAGUAAGAAAAACUCAAUCUUGGGGAAACAAGCCAUCUACCAGUUCAUCCAGAGCACGGACACGUUCCUCCCAACCCGGGACCUGCUGGACACCUGUAUGGCGAGGAAGAACGGGCAACUUGGCAUCGGGAAGGUCUACAUCAACUUUCUAUGAAGUGGACCUUUCCAUAAGGGACUCCAAACUGAGAGGAACCAAUCCCUCCCCCAAGCAGCCAUUUCAGACCAUCAGCCGAGGAGCCACCAGCUGAAGAUGAAGAACCAAGUGGAUGUUAUUUGCCCUCACAUGAAUCAUGGAGACCUUUUCAUUGGAACUCUCACUUCAUUUUAUGACAUCAUACUGCCAUUGCAAUGCGAUUGGACGAUGACACUACAGGUGAGUGGAAGACUCGGAACUGGUCCCCAUAGCCGUCCCCUUUUCUGCUCUACUUUAUGGGUAUAGAAGACUUGUGAUGGGACUGGGUGUUUUGUUUCCUAAUAUUCAGACUCAUGAGCAGGGGAUAAUGUUGCACGUGUAUUUGCACCUCAUUUCAUAUUGACUUGGUGCAAGGUCUGCUGGAGAGUAGGAUCAGUACAGUUUACAGCUAAAUUCUUAUUUAUAUCUGGCUACUUCCAAAGUCUUGGGACCUACAUCCAACCUCUGCAACGUUCCACUCAAUACCAACACCCAGCACUGAAUCAGCCCUGUAGGACAUGUUCCUGAGGUAUUUGUGGACAUACUGGAGGUGGUUAUGGGUCGGUAACCUGCACUGAGCCGUAAUACCGGAGUUUGUUCAAGUUCUGCUGGGUUGUGGCAUGUUUGGUGCUGAUCAGAAGUGUAAAUAUGGUUUUUACAGGUGAGAUGGUUCUACAUUGGGUCGGCUCAUCCCAUUCUGACACCGAUAGACAAGACCGAAUACUUUGCCCAUUUUGGAUGAACUCCAUUUAGACGACAGUUUCAACUGACAGUCAGUUGCCCAAGGAAUCACCACCCUGUAUGGCUGGCACUUGAUGCAGUAGUGUAAGCACAUGUCAGGCACAGAUUAAAGGGUAACUAUCAUGACAAAAAUCAAGUUAUUCUUCACUACCCUCUCGGCAAUCUCUCUCUACAUGCCGGAGUCAGCGUCAGAUUUUGCUCGACAAAUUUCGUCUGAAACAUUGGCUUCUUUGCUUAGAUAAUGUAUCACAUCGAAUGUCCAGCUCCGACCCAAAGCUGAUUGUAGAGAGACAGACUGUUGGGAGGGAAAUAGUGAACUUGUUGGUUUUACAAACAGUACAGAAUGUUUCAUUGAUUAAUUCUGUUGCACUUCCCCUUUAAGUAUUAGAAAUCAGUUUAAGACUCCUGCUUUUUCUAUAUAACGAAUAGGACUCUGGUUUGGUUUAAGCGCAAGUGAAACCCAUUCACCUACUGCUGCUCCAGGGCU